UAGGGGUUAAAGUCCCAUUCAGAUGCAUUAUUUUAAAAUUUCGGAUCGGAUUCGGUUUGGUACCUUUCGGGUUCGGAUCGGUUCUGGGUGUUCGAAGGUUUUGAUCUCCUUUACUCAACAACAUUUAGUGGUAUACGGGUUAUAAAACAGAACAACCGAAAAGGCCACCGACGAUGAAGGAAGACAUGGAGAAGAUGGUGGCGGUAGGGCUCCUAUGGGGAGCCACCAAUGCUCUGAUCCGCCGCGGUGCUCUCGCCUGGGAUAAUAGAAAGUCUUCUUUGACAACAGAAUCUCCUCCUCCUCCUCCUCUUCAGAUCCGCCGCAAAAUCAUGAUUGCUCUCCGCGACUGGAUCAAUCUCCUCCUCUUCUGGCAAUACUCGAUUCCUUUCCUCAUCAACCUCUCCGCCUCCGCCACAUUCUUCGCCCUUCUCAGUCACGCUCCUAUCUCUAUUGCCGUUCCGGUCACCAACGCCACAACCUUUGCCGCAACCGCCGCUUUUGGGAUCCUUUUAGGGGAAGAAACUCAAAUCGGACUUGCUUUGUUAGGUACGAGCUUUAUUGUAUUUGGAAUUUGGCUUUGUGUUCUGUGAAAUUGGAAUUUUGUAAAACCGUGACACUGUUUCUGCGAGAUCUAUUUUGCCAUUAUUGUUCUAUACUA
Messenger RNA from Arabidopsis lyrata subsp. lyrata, 658 nucleotides. Its product is annotated as transmembrane protein 234 homolog. The transcript has a single exon. The record is from RefSeq and is a predicted model, not a curated record. The coding region runs from base 174 to 590 and encodes 138 amino acids. NCBI's taxonomy places the organism in Eukaryota, Viridiplantae, Streptophyta, Magnoliopsida, Brassicales, Brassicaceae.